Molecule: messenger RNA, 1233 nt
Organism: Uloborus diversus
Lineage: Eukaryota; Metazoa; Arthropoda; Arachnida; Araneae; Uloboridae
Exons: 4
Coding region: 254-958 (234 amino acids)
Source: RefSeq, a predicted model, not a curated record
UACUCGUAGCUGUUGACAGCAUUAAACAGAGUAUUAAUCUUAAGAAACUAAAUCUAAUUAUUGAUUUUCUCUUUCAUUUUCUAUUUUUUUAUAUCUCUCUUCGUGACUCAAUGUAGCACUGAUAAGUAUAGUCUGCUGCUAUAAAAUAUUCGAUUCUUUCAUCAGUUUAAGCCAUUGAUGCAAAUAUUAUAAACAUCACACAUUCGAGAAAAAUAUUAGCUGUUAUAGAAAUUUGAGUUAAAAUAAGAGUAGGAUGAAGUUUCUCAUCGCAAUGUUAUUGUUUGUCAUACCGGUUGUCCAUGGAAAAGCAAUUAAAGUUCAUAAAAAUGAAGUUGAUACUAAUCCGGAUUUUGAAAAGAUCUUACGAGAUUCUAUAGAAGAGUUUCGAGAUAUGAUGAUCAAAGGGCUGCCAGAGAUUGGCAUGCCAGUACUUGACCCAUUCAAAGCUACAGACGCGAACUUUCUAAUCGAUGAGGAUAUGGCUUCAGUGACUCUUAAACUAAUGGAAGUGACAUUUGAAGAUGCAUCCAAAUUCACAAUUCAAAACCUUCAUGCUGAUACAGAUCUGUCUUUUCACACAGAGAUUCUCCUUCCUCAAAUAUCCUCUCUCGGCUUGUAUGAUGUAAAAGGGACUCUUGGGAAAAUCUUUCCCUUAUGGGGAAAUGGUAAUUUCAGCAUCAUUUUGACGGAACUAAAAAUCAUUGCUAACGGGAAGUGUAUUUCUAAAAACAAAACUUUGGAGCUUAACAGUCUGGACUUGGGCCUUAGUUUUAACCAACUAAACAUAUUCGCAGAAAAUUUAUUAGGAUCAGGUGACUUUUCAAAAGCCGUGAUGAAGAUGUUCUCAAAAUUGGCAAGGAAUAUGUUUGAAAAGCAUAAAAAAGAGAUAUAUAAUAAUAUUGAACCAAUUUUAGUUGAAUUAAUAAAUAAAGUUAUUCAUCGUCCUGGUCUCUUAUAAACUGAAGAAAUUCGUAUUCGAAGUAUAAACAAUUAAGCAUGUUUUCUAAAAAUUUAAAUUUAAAAUUUGUCAUCUUAGCUGUUAUAGUAAAUGAUGUAAUGUGUUACUCUAAUGAUUAACUAUGUAAUUAUCUAAAAUAUUGUAAUUUUCUUGAUAUGCAAUCUCCAUAAAAUCUUUUUUUUAUUAUUUUCAACUCAUUUUUUUUAAAUUUAAGAUUUUAAGUGUAAUUGUACGAUUUAGAAGUAAACCCAUUUGUGUAUGUGUGCUUGUCUGUA